Messenger RNA from Acanthosepion pharaonis, 717 nucleotides. The record is from the annotation of a GenBank genome assembly. Lineage: Eukaryota; Metazoa; Mollusca; Cephalopoda; Sepiida; Sepiidae.
AUGUCACAAAAGGAAUGGAUUAAACACAGACGUUCUUUUUUUUUCCUUUUUUCUUUCUCCUGUGCUCUUGCUUUCGCUUUCUCUCGUCAACGUUCAAAUAAAAAAUCUACACUUAUCUAUCUAUCUAUCUAUCUAUCUAUCUAUCUAUCUAUCUAUCUAUCUAUCUAUCUAUCUAAUACUAUUAAUAACAAGAUAGUUCGCCAACUCCAUUCGCCAACUCCAGUUUAUAUCUAUAUACAUAUAUUUAAUAUAUUUAUUCAUUCUAUCUAUCUAUCUAUCUAUCUAUCUAUCUAUCUAUCUAUCUAUCUAUCUAUCUAUCUAUCUAAUACUAUUAAUAACAAGAUAGUUCGCCAACUCCAGUUUAUAUCUAUAUACAUAUAUUUAAUUCAUUCUAUCUAUCUAUCUAUCUAUCUAUCUAUCUAUCUAUCUAUCUAUCUAUCUAUCUAUCUAUCUAAUACUAUUAAUAACAAGAUAUUUAUAUCUAUAUACAUAUAUUUAACUCUAUCUAUCUAUCUAUCUAUCUAUCUAUCUAUCUAUCUAUCUAGCUAUCUAAUACUAUUAAUAACAAGAUAUUCGCCAACUCCAGUUUAUAUCUAUAUACAUACAUUUAACUCAUUCUAUCUAUCUAUCUAUCUAUCUAUCUAUCUAUCUAUCUAUCUAUCUAUCUAUCUAUCUAUCUAUCUAUCUAUCUAUCUAAUACUAUUAAUAACAAGAUAG